Messenger RNA from Juglans microcarpa x Juglans regia, 1055 nucleotides. RefSeq names its product probable ribosome biogenesis protein RLP24. The record is from RefSeq and is a predicted model, not a curated record. The transcript is spliced from 5 exons. The coding region runs from base 396 to 899 and encodes 167 amino acids. Gene Ontology annotation, cellular component: nucleolus. Gene Ontology annotation, biological process: ribosomal large subunit biogenesis. NCBI's taxonomy places the organism in Eukaryota, Viridiplantae, Streptophyta, Magnoliopsida, Fagales, Juglandaceae.
AAUGAAAACCUAUGUUUUUCUUUCUUCUCCUCUUCCCUCCCAUCUCUCUCUCUCUCGCACCGCACACUUCAGACCCCCUCUUUUCUUCCCUCCUUUCUAUCCCUCACGCCCCUUCCUUCUCUUCCUUGCGCCGACACAACCUCACAGCCCCUCUCGCUCUUCUCUCCCCUCCCUUCUCUGCCUCGCGUAGCAGAAAACCUCACAGCCACCAUAGAUCGACGGAAGACAGUACCUACAGAAACACUCCCUCUUCCGAAGCUUAAGGUGGGAAAACCAUAGACCCUGCGAUCAAGCUCCUCGGGAAGACGAUCCCGGUGGCUGGGAUUCCGACCAACGGCUCCAUAAACAAUUCCGAAGCUUAAGGAACUUGGAUUUUCUAGUUGGUUGAAAAUAAGAUGAGGAUAGAGAAGUGUUGGUUUUGUUCCUCCACUAUCUAUCCAGGGCACGGUAUUCAGUUUGUCCGCAAUGAUGCAAAGAUAUUUCGUUUUUGUAGAUCCAAAUGCCACAAGAAUUUCAAGAUGAAGAGGAAUCCUCGCAAGGUGAAAUGGACUAAGGCCUAUAGGCGGUUACAUGGAAAGGACAUGACUCAGGAUUCUACCUUUGAGUUUGAGAGGAAGCGGAAUAGGCCAGAGAGAUAUGACAGGAACGUUACGGAAAACACACUGAAGGCCAUUAAGACGAUUGAUAAAGUCAGAUCAAGGAGGGAGGCUAAACACAUUGAGAGGAGAAAGAAGGGAAAGAAGGCCCAGCAAAUGAGAGAGGCAGUAAAGGAGCUGGAACAGAGCAUCAGCUUGGUCAAAGCCCCAUCUGUUCUCAAGGAGGACCCAUCUCUCACUCUUCCGAAGAUCAAGGUCAAGGUGUCCCAAGCACUGGCAGAGAACCAACCUAUGGAAGAAUGACUCCAUCGAUCAUUUUGUUGCCUGCGAAAGGGUUGUACCUGCUCUUCAAAAUAUUUGUAUUGUGCUUUUAUUUGUUGUUCUGCGCAUAGGAAGUACUCCUCUCCCCAUCCGAUAUUGUAGAUCUUUUUGAGGAUUUUGUUUCGUUGAAAAAGAACC